AUUAUCACUGUUAUUUUUAGCAUUAUUUGGAUUGAAUGGAGUGAAAGACGAUAACUGUGUAUUAAAUUAUCAUUGGUUAAAAAUCUUUGUCUUUGAUUCACUGUUGCCUACUCUCUUUUCACCUUUCCUCUGCAUUUCUAUUCAUAGUCAUGUAGAAUAAUAUCCCAUAGUUAGUUAUAUAAAAGUGAGAAACAACGUCAGUAGUCAACCUGUAACGCUGAUUGAUAUACAAACUGAAUCAAUCAUAUUUUAAUUACUGAUCAAUUAAAAGUCAAAUAUCGAAAGAAAAUAAUCAUUUCAAUAAAAUCUCAUCAAUUUCGGCAACAAUAACAAUUACAAAUUGUAUUGUCUUAAUUGCAAAUAUUUCAAUGAUUUUGAUGGGCAAGAAACUAUACUAAACUGGAGAAGAUAUUGAAAAAAUUCAGAAAAAUACAAUAUAAUGUUUAAUUAAUAGAUGGAAAAAAAAAGUAUUCUGGAAUUUCAGGAAUGUAGUAGGAUAAUGGCACUGGAUUAUGCCUGUUGGAUAUGCCGAAAAUAUAAUCUCCUUAUAUUAAUUAUUUUGCUUACCGAAAUUUAUAUAAAUUUAUGCAAAUAUUAUCAUCAUUAUCCAGAUUUCUAUAUCAACUUUUUAACUGGUGUUAAUGGACAAUUGAAUUUGUGGGUAGAUCGUCAGUUAGUAAUACAAAUUAUUGAAUCAAUGCCACAUAAUCAAAAUAUCCCCGGUAGACUACGCUGUCCAAGAAGAUUACCAGAAAUUCAUAGACAUAUACCCGAACAUUUGUUCCUCGUUUUUAAUGGAUUGCUUUUACAUGAGGCAUUAGACCGUAUUUCAUUAUCUGCCCAUAGACCUAUCCCUCCACGUAUCGAUAUGUUACGUGUUAAAUGGAGAGCUGGUUUCGAACGUUUAACAUACAAUAUUGAUUUGAAGUCAAUGAAUCAUACACUUCUUCAUACACCACUUCUGAAUAUUGCAAAAUCCGGUUAUAUUCCAGCUACCCAAUCAGAUGUACAAAUCUCUCUACCAUGCACUGGAAGAUUUACUGGUAUAGCUCCAUUUCAAGUGAGACUUGAUGUUCAAAGAGAAUUUGAAGGUUUACGAAAAAUUCCACCAAUUUCUUUCAUUGUAUACAAAUAUUGUCUUAGUGCAACCCAGCAUACACGAUUCAUCAUCAAGUGUGAAUGUCGUAUUCAAUGCUCGCAAUCAAGUACAAACAACCGUCAGUCACUUAGAAAGCGUUGCAUUCGACGUUGCAGAAGACGUUUUGGAUUACAUAACUUAAAAGGCAAACAGUGAAAAUGAGAAACGAUGAAAUGAACAGAGAAAAAGAGAAUAAACUACAGAAAUCGUACUAUUUCUUGUUAACUUUCAGUUGAGAAAGAUUUUCCGAAUUCAAUGUAAACGUAGGCACAUUUCAAUGUGUCAAGUAGUAUGAUGAAAUCAGUAUCCCAUCCUACUUAAAGAUGCAAAUAACUUUGUCAUGAUCAUGAGACUGAAUUAUUCACAACUACAUCUUAGCCCUAAACUAUUAUCUCAGCACAUAAUAUCAUGAACAAAUCAUAAGUUUAUUGAUCACUGUACAGACACGUAAAAAUGUAGUGAUGAACAAAACUACCACCCAAUCUA
Molecule: messenger RNA, 1624 nt
Organism: Heterobilharzia americana
Lineage: Eukaryota; Metazoa; Platyhelminthes; Trematoda; Strigeidida; Schistosomatidae
Source: the annotation of a GenBank genome assembly